Molecule: messenger RNA, 3542 nt
Organism: Scomber japonicus (chub mackerel)
Lineage: Eukaryota; Metazoa; Chordata; Actinopteri; Scombriformes; Scombridae
Gene: ppp1r12a
Product: protein phosphatase 1, regulatory subunit 12A
Exons: 26
Coding region: 85-3351 (1088 amino acids)
Biological process (GO): signal transduction
Cellular component (GO): A band; cytoplasm; Z disc
Molecular function (GO): enzyme inhibitor activity; phosphatase regulator activity; protein kinase binding
Source: RefSeq, a predicted model, not a curated record
CCCAGUGCGCUGUGGGAUAGUGGGCACUAUAAAGUAUAUCCUCUCUCUCGGAGAAAAGAUAAGAAGCCCGAGACCAGGAGGGGGAUGAAGAUGGCGGACGCCAAGCAGAAGAGGAACGAGCAGUUGAAGCGAUGGCUGGGCUCGGAGACGGACCUGGAGCCUCCCGUAUUGAAGAAGAAGAAGACGAAGGUGAAGUUCGAUGAUGGCGCCGUGUUUCUGGCCGCCUGCUCCAGCGGCGACACCGAGGAGGUGCUGCGAAUGCUUGACCGGGGAGCAGACAUCAACUACGCCAAUGUGGACGGUCUCACUGCCCUUCACCAGGCGUGCAUAGAUGACAAUGUUGACAUGGUGACUUUCCUGGUGGAGCACGGAGCCAGCAUCAACCAACCUGACAAUGAGGGCUGGAUCCCCCUCCACGCCGCGUCCUCCUGCGGAUACCUAGACAUAGCAGAGUAUCUUAUUAGCCAGGGUGCCAGUGUAGGAGUUGUGAACAGUGAGGGUGAGACGCCUCUUGACAUCGCUGAGGAAGAGGCGAUGGAAGAGCUAUUGCAAAAUGAAAUCAACCGACAAGGGGUGGAUAUCGAGGCGGCCCGGAAAGAGGAGGAGCGGGUCAUGCUGAGGGACGCCCGGCAGUGGCUCAACAGCGGCCAGAUCCAAGACACCCGGCACGCCAAGUCUGGAGGAACGGCUCUCCACGUAGCUGCCGCGAAGGGAUACGUCGAGGUUUUAAAGCUUUUAAUCCAAGCAGGGUAUGAUGUAAAUAUUAAGGACUAUGACGGCUGGACUCCUCUACAUGCAGCAUCACACUGGGGCAAAGAGGAGGCAUGUAGGAUACUGGUGGAGCACCUAUGUGACAUGGACCUCAUUAAUAAAAUGGGCCAGACAGCUUUUGAUGUAGCAGAUGAAGAUGUUCUGGGAUACUUAGAAGAACUACAAAAGAAACAAAAUCUUCUGAUGAGCGAGAAGAAAGAUGUUAAGAAGUCUCCUUUGAUUGAAACGACAACCACAGGAGACAACAACCAAUCACUAAAACCACUCAAGAGUAAAGAAACACUGCUUCUGGAGCCAGAAAAGAGCGCUCCACGCAUCGAGACCUUAGAACCGGAGAAGGUGGAUGAAGAAGAGGAGGGAAAGAAGGACGAAUCGAGUUGCUCCAGCGAGGAAGAGGAGGAGGAAGAUUCAGAGUCAGAGACUGAAGCAGAUAAGAGCAAGCCUUCGGCGUCAGUGAGCAACAGCACAACACCCACCCAAGCCAGCAUCACCGUCUCAUCUCCAACUAGCCCAACCAACCAGCUGACGACUCCCACCUCACCAACAAAGAAGGUCACUCAGCCUGUUGCAAAGGUCUCCGCUAAAACGGAGGAGGAGAGGAAGGACGAGUCUCCUGCGUCGUGGCGUCUAGGUUUGAGGAAGACGGGCAGCUAUGGGGCGCUGGCUGAGAUCACGGCCACCAAGGAGGCUCAGAGGGAGAAGGACACGACAGGGGUGAUGCGCUCAGCCUCGAGCCCGCGCCUCUCCUCUUCCCUGGACAACAAAGACAAAGAAAAGGAAAAGGACAAAGGAACCCGGCUUGCCUACGUGGCCCCUACUAUCCCCAGGAGACUGGCCAGUACUUCAGACAUUGACGAGAAGGAAAACAGGGAUUCCUCUGCCACUCUGAUACGUAGUGGUUCCUACACCCGGCGACGCUGGGAUGACGACCUGAAGAACAGUGAAGGAAGCGCCUCCACCAACCGAACCCCCAGCUACCAGCGAAGCACGUCCCAUACGCUAGCGCUAGGGCGGAGCGGCAGCACGCGGGACGUGCCAGCCAAGUCUUCGUCCACCUCCAGCUUGGACCCUAACACCUGUAAUACUAAACCCUGGCAGCCACCCUCCUCCCACUACCAGUCUUACAGCAUUUACCGCAGUGGCUCUUUUGGCAGAAGACACGAGGACUUGAGCUCCUCGACCACCUCCUCCUCCACGACCACCACCACCUCCUCAUCUGUUACCUCACCCACGGGCCAUCGCGGACUGCUCUCCAGCCUGGGCUCCUCCUCCACACGCACUGGCUCCACCAGUCUCACCAGCAGGUACUGGUCAGAGGAGAGUGCAGAGAGGGAAAAGGAGAAGGAAAGGGAGUCUGCUGCAGUCAUCCCCACUAUAAACACUGGCUCUACUACGACCACCACAUCUACCACUACCACCACCGGCAUAUCUACCACCGGCACAGGCAUCGGCUCUGAAAGACGCAGGUCUUAUCUGACACCUGUGCGAGACGAGGAGUCAGAGUCCCAGAGGAAAGCUCGCUCCAGACAGGCCCGACAGUCGAGAAGGUCCACCCAGGGCGUGACUCUGACUGACCUACAAGAGGCCGAGAAGACAAUCGGCAGGACUCGUCCCAUAAAGACCCGGGAGGAGGAGAAGGAGGAAAAAGAGAAGCAGGACAAGGAGAAGCAAGAAGAGAGGAAGGAGACUGAGACCAAGGAGGACGACUACCGAUCGAAGUAUCGCAGCUUUGAAGAGCGUUACCGGCCGUCAUCUUCCUCCUCCACCUCCACCAUUUCCUCAGUUAGCACUGCCUCCAACCCGUGCUACACUAGCGCCGCAUUGUCCUCCAGUUCCAGCUCCCUCAACAGGCCCAACAGUCUGUCGGGGAUCACCUCCUCCUAUAGCCGUUCCUCCAGAGAUACAGAAAAAGAAACUGACAAAAGGGAGGAGGAGAAGGAGGGAGAGGACAAAUCCCAGCCCCGCUCCAUACGGGAUCGCAGGCGGCCCCGCGAGAAGAGACGCUCCACCGGGGUUUCCUUCUGGACCCAAGAUGGUGAUGAAAAUGACCCUGAUCAGCAGUCUGACUCAGAGGAGGGAAGCACCAAGGGAGAGCCACAGAGUGACAGAUUGUCCAGGAACGAGAGCAGCACUUCAUCCAUAGAUCGCAACGACACUCUUUUUAGCCGUAGCUAUGGUGAGAGUCGGAGGCCAUACUCGAGCAGACUGGAUAGAGAUGAUACCACUGACUAUAAGAAGCUCUACGAGCAGAUCCUAGCUGAGAAUGAGAAGUUGAAGGCCCAGUUACGUGACACAGACCUGGAGCUGGCAGACUUGAAGCUACAACUAGAGAAGGCCACACAGAGGCAGGAACGCUAUGCUGACCGGUCACAGCUUGAGAUGGAGAAAAGGGAAAGAAGAGCUCUAGAAAGGAAGAUAUCUGAGAUGGAGGAGGAACUUAAGAACCUCCCCCAGGUAAAGCAGGUUCAGGCCCUGCGGCAGGUUAAGGAGCGGCUGCAGGCUGAGAACCGGGCCCUGGCCCGCGUGGUGGCAAAGCUCUCGCAGUCCGCCUGCAGCCAGCUGCCCAGCGUCGACCUCUAAGCCACGUCCGUCUGUCCACCACCAUCUCCACCUUCACCUCCUCCUCCUCCUCCUCUACUUCUUCUUCACCUCCUCUCCCCCCUCCUUUCCCAACCCCCCAUUCUUCUCAUGCUCCAUUCGCGCUCUGCCCCGCACACAUAGACAGGCAGGUGCCCAGCCGCCCAACCAUCACUGGUUUUGUAAACUCCCCC